UGCCUAAUACAUACUGUACAGUAGUUUUUGCAGAUGCUCAACACAGAUGCAGUUUCUUGUUUCAUUGCUGUGGUGUGUGCACGGCGCCGCGCCCUGUCAGGCUGCUGGGUUCCGGUGAGCCUAACCCGGGCAGACAGUGGGCGAGAAAACUCAAUGCACUCUGGCCCGGCGCCAGUGCAUCGCAGGUCUGUGCAGUACCUGGAGCUGCCAUGGAACUCCUCCUUUUGCUGCUCUGCUCCUUCCUGGCAUCUGGCCUGGCACAUCCCUUAGAGCCCUUCAAUCAGAAAGUCUUCUGGGAUUUUGCACUGGACAGUGACUCCAUGAUGAAUGACGAGGAGGGCUCAGGCCCUGGAGAAGAGCAACCCCCUCCUCUGCCAGUCUGUCCAUUUGGAUGCCAGUGUCACCUUCGGGUCGUUCAGUGCUCUGACCUUGGAAUGACAGCUAUUCCAAAGGACAUUCCAAAAGAUACUGCUUUACUUGACCUCCAAAACAACAAGAUCACUGAGAUCAAAGAGAAUGACCUCAAAGGACUGCACAACCUCUAUGCUCUGGUCCUGAUCAACAAUAAGAUUUCCAAGGUCCACCCCAAGGCCUUUUCCACCCUGAAGCGCCUUCAGAAGCUCUACUUCUCCAAGAACCAGCUGACAGAGAUCCCCACCGGCCUGCCAUCUUCCCUGGUGGAGCUCCGCAUCCAUGAAAACCAGAUCAAGAAAAUCCCUUCGGGAGCAUUCAGUGGUUUGAACAUGAACUGCAUUGAAAUGGGACAGAACCCUCUGCAGAACGGUGGUUUUGAACCUGGAGCCUUCAAAGGACUGAAACUGAACUACCUUCGCAUCUCUGAGGCCAAACUGACUGGGGUGCCCAAAGAUCUGCCUGAAAACCUGCACGAGCUGUACCUUGAUCACAAUCAGAUCCAGGCCAUCGAACUGGAGGACCUCAACCGCUACAAAACCCUCUACAGGCUUGGUCUUGGAUACAAUCAUAUCCGCAUGAUUGAGAAUGGCAGUCUGGCCUACACCCCGAACCUCAGAGAACUUCAUUUGGACAACAACCGCCUGUCCCGUGUUCCUGCUGGUCUGCCAGACAUGAAAUACCUGCAGGUGGUCUACCUACAUGCCAAUAACAUCGACCGUGUGGACGUGAAUGACUUCUGCCCUGUGGGAUUUGGCAAGAAGAGAGCGUUCUACCAUGGCAUCAGUCUCUUCAGCAACCCCGUCAACUACUGGGAGGUCCAGCCUGCUGCCUUCCGCUGUGUCAACGGCCGACAGGCCAUACAAUUUGGCAACUACAAGAAAUAAAGAGAGGAAGAGGCAGAAGAGAAACCAGAUUGAUAAACAAUUGAUACCCCACAGACUUACCUUCAGACGCAACUUUUUUUUUUUAAAAAAAAAACCUAUUGAAUUUUCAGUUUUGUUUAACGGCCUGAUUAAAAAAACAAAUGACACAAAAACAAAUGAAGCGCAAACAUAAACGUAAUUAUAUUUGUGAUAUCCUGUCAAGUUUCUUUCAGUAUCAAUAACGAUGAGCAUAGUUUCUGGUAAAAAAAACUUUCAAGCAAAAUCUUGAUACAGUGGCGUUUUUGUUUUUAUUGAUAGCAUUAUUCUUAUUAUAUUAUUAUGGUUUUGGAGUUAUUUUAUUGAUAAGCAUAAAGAAAUCUAGUGUCUGAAAUAGAUUUUUUAAAGUUGUUGGUUACAAAAUCAGACUGGCUGUUUCCUUUCUGCUUUUUCUUAAGGAAUCUCUCCUAUGAAUAGUUUUGGGGUGUGUGGGAGGGGGGGCACUAUACAUUUCAUGUUAAUUUCUUUAGGUUCCUAUCAAAACCUGCUAUCUUUCUGUCUGAGCAGCUCAGCUUUUAAUGCUGUAAAUCUGAAAUCACUUUAGUAGGGUACAAUACAAGAAACGCUGUUUUUAUACAUCUGUUGCUUCCCUAAUGCAGCCUUAGUGCACAAGAAUAAAGGCUUUGCAUCUUCAUUACACUGCAAUAGUGAUAAGAACUGGUCCAGAUUUGCAAAGUUUAGUAAUUCAGUAGCCCCUAAGACACUUUCCAUUCAAGUGGCUCAACUCCAUUUAAUGCAAUCAAGGACUGAGUGGUAUUUUCCUAAAUCAGGCUCAAGUACAUAUCAAACUUGAUUAUUUUGGCAUGGGAAAGUCUUGGAAUUCAUAUCUGAGGUACAUGAAAUCACUACUGAAGCCCUGCAUGCAUUGCCACCAUUCCACAUCAUCUGUGGGAUCACAUUUACGCAAAGAGGUUUGGAGGUGAAAAGAAAAAACAAUAUGUAUGGGCCCACACACCCCUCACACAGAGACAUCAGGCUGUGCAGAAGAUUAAAAAGCCAUCCACAAGUGUUUAUACAAGCACUAAGCAAUGUGGUCAAAAUUGACUUCUUUCUGUAAUCAUUGAGAUGAGAUGUGAGAUGUGUAUCUGCAAGUGACACAUUACUGAAGUCAUCAGUCAUGAAUCACAGAAGGGAUGGUUCUGCUUAGGCUGUCACCCUUGGGAAGGUUCUGCAGGCAAGUGAUCAGCUGCUUGACUGACUUACAAAAUCUGAAGGCCAAUAGGUUUGCUGCGUGAUCCUGGAGUCUUCACCAGCAGCAAGCAUUUCAAGCCUUCGGCAGGCGGCAGUGUGGAGCUGUGGUUACAUGUCUAGACUCAUAACUAGGAGGUUGUGGGUUCAAAAAGUAAGGUUGAGGUACAGCUCCUAUGCCCUUGAUAAACACCUUAUGUUUAUUUUAAUAAAGCGAUUUCCCCAGAUGUAUUAAUGGGUACAAAUGUACUGUAAGUUACUUUGAAUAAUGACACCAGCUAACUUGCCAAUAAAGUCUGCAGAACUAAAAAGACCAUUGAGCAAAGAAUAGGGAAAAGCAAGCUAUUGAAUGUGCUAUGAUGUGUAUUUAUUACCAAGGCAAUUACCACUGCUGUGCAGGACACAGACAAAACCUCACUCAAAAGGUUGAGGUCAUCAGUGGCUUAUAUUGUUAAAUUAUGAAGGACAUGGUCCUGUCUUCGACAUAUAAUAAAAAAGCUUAAUGAAUGUUACCUUUGUCGUGUCCCGCAAGCCCAUAUGACUUAAUUUCAUAUUGCAGAUGAAUUGCUUAAAAUAUCUUAACUUAAGACCUUUUGUAACAAUUGGUUUUCUAUAUCAAAACAAGAUGCUACUUGGCUUUAGUUUGUAGGACUAUGAUCUAAAGGGGUUUGUGGAGGCCAGUCUUAUCUUCCCAAACAACGCAAUAAAGUAAAAGCAUUUGCAAAUGAGCCUUAAACAUGACAAACCCAGUGGCAUCCUGAAGUGGCAACUUCUUGUUAACUUUUCACUUCUUGCAACAGUCCUAUCUCUAUUUAGCAGUGUACAUGUAUAUUAUGCCUGUGUACAUUGAGUCAUAAAUAACUGCUUUUAGACAUGCUUGGUUUUAUUCCCUUUAAGUUUAUACUGAUCAUAGCUGAAAGCUGAGAAAUUUCACCCUUCAUUCACUUAAUCGUUUCUGUAGUGAGCAUGUGUAUUUUAAUAGCUUUGUGAAGUUUUUUUUCUAUUUAAUUUAGGGUCUGCUGCUGCAGGACAUUUACACAGUAAGUUGCUGUGCUUACUUAUCUUCAUGGAUUAGUUACAUACUGUAUAAAGGUACAGUAAAUCUAACCGUAACAUAGUACUGUAGUCUUAUUCACUUAUUCAGAAAACAGAAGUAAGGGUCAGUUUACCCUUGUCUGGCAACACAAAGAUUUAAAUGCUUCAUAGCAUUUGAUUUAGUGUUUGUUUGGUAGUAAAGCCACAGAGCAAAUUGUAAUUAUCCCAGUUCUAUGAUAUGAUAUCUAUGUUCUUCUAUAUGUAAGGUCAAAAGGUCACAACAGACUCUGGAGUAUUUCACAUAAUUCUCUUUAAUUCCUCUCACACGUGACUCCUAGUCACAAAUCUAUUAUUCCCUCAACUAGAUUCAAUCCUUACCAAAAUAAGGCACUGCAAACUUUGCCUUUUCCAUGUGAUAACCCUCCUCAGUGAUUGAAAUUACUCUAUCAUCUCCGGCAUGGUUUGGACCACAAACAUGUUUCACGUACCAUUGAAUCUGCACCAGCAUUUAAUGUGAUAUUUUUUAUUGUGCUUUCAUUGUCUAAUAAAUCUAUGUUUUAUGUCA
Molecule: messenger RNA, 4122 nt
Organism: Lepisosteus oculatus (spotted gar)
Lineage: Eukaryota; Metazoa; Chordata; Actinopteri; Semionotiformes; Lepisosteidae
Gene: bgnb
Product: biglycan b
Molecular function (GO): protein binding
Source: RefSeq, a predicted model, not a curated record